AUGUCUCCCUGGUCGAUACCAAGUAUAGCCAACCUCCUAAUGGUCCCCUUACUCCCAGCCCAAGCGUCAACAGAGACCCCAACUCUCCUCCCAACCCCACCAAUGGGCUUCAACAACUGGGCGCGAUUCAUGUGCGAUCUGAACGAGACCCUAUUCACAGAAACUGCCCAGUCAAUGCUCACCCGCGGUCUACAGCGCGCAGGCUACAACCGCCUCAAUCUAGACGACUGCUGGAUGCGCCAUGACCGCGCCGCGGACGGCUCGCUGCAGUGGAAUACCACCUUAUUCCCGCAUGGCAUUCCCUGGUUGGUGGAGUACGCCGCCAAUCAUGGCUUCCACCUUGGGAUCUAUGAAGAUGCUGGGAAUCUAACCUGUGGCGGGUACCCCGGCUCCUAUGGAUAUGAACAGCAGGACGCGGAGACAUUCGCUAGCUGGGGGAUUGACUAUCUCAAGCUGGAUGGGUGUAAUGUCUGGGCUGAGGGGAGUCGGUCGCUUCGUGAGGAGUAUCGUGUGCGCUAUGGGCAGUGGCAUGAUAUACUCAGUGGAAUGAAGAAACCGCUUAUCUUUUCUGAGUCUGCGCCGGCUUAUUUUGCGGAUAAUGCCUCUGACUGGGCUGUUGUUAUGGAUUGGGUGCCUCGUUAUGGCGAGUUGGCGAGACAUUCGACUGAUGUUUUGGUUUAUGUGGGCGAGGGCAGUGCUUGGGAUAGUAUUAUGAAUAAUUAUGACUAUAAUACCCUGCUGGUGCGCUACCAGGCUCCCGGGUAUUAUAAUGAUCCUGAUUUCUUGAUUCCUGACCAUCCUGGCUUGACGCAGGCUGAGAAGGAGUCGCAUUUUGCGCUCUGGGCUUCGUUUUCUGCACCGCUUAUUAUCAGUGCUUAUAUUCCUGCGCUCUCUGAUGAGGAUAUUGCCUAUCUUAGCAAUUCUGCUCUUAUUGAGGUUGAUCAGGAUCCUUUGGCUGAGCAGGCUGCUUUGGUUAGUCGUGAUGGGACCUUCGACGUGCUGACUCGCUCGUUGGCGAAUGGGGAUAGACUUCUCACUGUGCUGAACCGCGGCAAUACAACUGCGACGACGAGUGUUUCUCUCGCCCGUCUUGGUUUGUCGUCUCAGUCACACUGCGAGUAUAGCGCUCGCAAUCUCUGGACCGGUCAUGUUUCGACUAUACAUGCUGCUGUUGAUAUCAAGCUCGAUUCGCAUGCAACCAGUGUCUAUCGUAUCACGCCGAAGCAUUGCGCUGCUAUCACACCCACGGGAAUGGUAUUUCACACUCCGUCUGGUCUGUGUAUGACGGCUUCUUCUGGGAAGGCCACCUUUGAAGAGUGCCGUGCCUUGGACUCUCAGGUUUGGAGUGUUGAUGCUAAAGGGAGCAAGCUGGCUUUGAGUCCACUGUCUGAUCGAACGGCUUGUCUUGCUGCUUCGGAGGAUGGGAAGAGAGUUUCUCUCGCAAAGUGUGAUGGUGCUCGCACGACUUGGUCGCACUAUGUUACUGGUCAUUUGCGGAACGAGCAUGUCGGUGACUGUCUGACUGGGGGGUCUGGGGGUGGGAGUAUUGCGUCUUGUGUGGUGGAUAGUGCUGUGCAGAUCUUUGGGUUGCCUAGUGGUGUUCACCUACGUGGGAGUGUCAAUACAUCCUAG
Molecule: messenger RNA, 1632 nt
Organism: Penicillium arizonense
Lineage: Eukaryota; Fungi; Ascomycota; Eurotiomycetes; Eurotiales; Aspergillaceae
Gene: aglA
Product: putative alpha-galactosidase
Exons: 1
Coding region: 1-1632 (543 amino acids)
Biological process (GO): carbohydrate metabolic process
Molecular function (GO): hydrolase activity, hydrolyzing O-glycosyl compounds
Source: RefSeq, a predicted model, not a curated record